Chinchilla lanigera (long-tailed chinchilla) is the source of this 7167-nucleotide messenger RNA. Its product is annotated as zinc finger protein 26-like. The transcript has 12 exons. Bases 1309 to 4476 code for a protein of 1055 amino acids. Gene Ontology annotation, biological process: negative regulation of transcription by RNA polymerase II. The record is from RefSeq and is a predicted model, not a curated record. Lineage: Eukaryota; Metazoa; Chordata; Mammalia; Rodentia; Chinchillidae. Gene Ontology annotation, molecular function: RNA polymerase II cis-regulatory region sequence-specific DNA binding; DNA-binding transcription repressor activity, RNA polymerase II-specific.
CUCCCCGCUUAAGCCCUGGCUUUUUUUUUCCUUCUUAUUUUAAAAGCUGCCUGAAAUGGUGGUUUCUGUCUCUUACUAAUAAAAGAAAGAAGGGGAGGGGAAGGGGCCUAUUGCUUUUGGGUUGUUGAGAUGUCGAGGCUUUUUCCUAUUCUUUUGUAAAGCUGUUAGAAUGGCUUGAAUCUUUAGGUGGUUAAAAUUCCUUUUUCUUCAUUCACUACUUCCCUGACAAGCUCCUGGUAGUCCAGAUGGCCCCCCUAUUGAGAGAUACAGGCAUCGCCUCCCUCUCCAGUCUGUCCCUGUUGACCUCACGAGGGCCAAGGGAAGAUAGAAAGGAGGCAGCACCGCAGGGAUAGCAGACCCCAGUUGGAGCAUUGUCAGCCAGGUCAUCUCCCCCAUGCCAUUAGUUCCCCGGGGAAGGAUGUGUCUCUUGGCUGGAAAGCCUGGUGACCUCAGACUGAAUUUCCAACUUAGUGAGUCACCGUGCCAGUCUUCCUUUCAUAUUCUGCUGACCCUUGUGUUUGCCUCCUGCCUAGCUUAACCCCCUUUUUAACAAGUCAGUCCACCUGAGCAAGCUCUGACCAGUAGGAGGGAGUGGUGGAAACUGAGUGUGCUUGGACCUCUUGCCCUGUUCGGGCUGACAGUUGGUCAGAUCCUUGCGCGUCAUGGUGGGGAGUUUUGGCAUCACUCAGCAGAGACAGCAGGCGGCAGUGCAGUGUGGCACAGAUGCUGCCCAGCCGGCCGGGGAGCCUUCCCAAAUGGUGCUCGCCAUGUGGGAGGACCCGGAGGGAAGCCAAGAGGAGUCUGAAUGCCUUUCAUUGUGUCCCUCGUGGGACAAGCUUACCAUUUGCUGCACCAGUUGUAUGUUUCUCUGUUUCGGUUUCAAAGGCCAGAAGGUGUGUGGCUGUAAAUACUAAUCCUGCCUGGAACAGAAGUACAUUCUGAGACGGUGUGCCUCCACCUGAGAAGAGACACCAUUCACCUCCCCAGGCUGCCCUGGGGCACCUUGACACCUUUCAUCACGCACAGUCUUUGAAGACAACAUCUGAAACAAUCCACCUUGCUCCAGGACCACAGACCACUUCACUCACUGCAGCCCAGGCAAGCCAAAAAGUCGGACCCUCAUGCCAAGACCCUGCAGUAACUUCCAACAAGCCCUGGCUCUCAGUUCCCGGUAGGCCUGGAAUCUGCAUAACCCCGUUUAAAAAGAAAGUUAUUGCCACUGUCCACUUAAAACUCAUAAGCUGCCCUUACGUGUCUUGGAAUCAACGAAGAGCGUGAUCACACGUAUUUCUUCAUCAGACUUACAAGAUGGAUAUUACCAGUUUGUCCCAUGGAAGUCUACUUUCUGGGGAUCCAGUCUGUAGUCAUGAAGAAGAGAUAGAGACAGAAAGGACAGUGGCUGACUCCCUGAGAAAUUACCAGGAUUCGGGGACCUUUGAGGAUGUGGCUGUGGAUGGUACCCAGCUGGAAGACUCUUUAAUGAACCCAACACAGAGAAGCAUACAUAGUGAUGUAAUGGUGAAGAACUCCCAAAACCUGGCCACAGUAGGAUGUCAGACUCCCAUCAAACCCAGCCGUGUAUCUUACUUGAAAGGCGAACUGGGGACAGGGCGGAAAGGAGUUCUCCAAGAAUUGGAAAUGCAAUUACAAACCAAAGAUUCAGCAGUUCAGCAGGAUUUUUUGACUGAACAUACUUCUGGUGGGAUACAACUGGACUCAGUGACCUUUGAGGAUGUGGCCGUAGACUUCACCAAGGAGGAGUGGACCUCACUGGACCCAACUCAGAGAAAUCUUUACAAAGAUGUGAUGCUGGAGAACUACCAGAACCUGUCCACAGUAGGACAUCAACUGUUGAAACCCAGCCUGAUCUCUUGGUUGGAGGAAGAAGUAGAGUUGACCAUAGUGGAGCGAGGCUUUCUCCAAGAAUGGGAAAUGCACCUUAAAACCAGAAAUCCAGCAAUUGAGGAUAUUUUCUGGUCAGAUACGUCAAAUGGGAUACAGCAGCAGGCAGGAAGCUACCAUAGAGGGGAGCUCUAUGACUCUCAGCACUCUGGAGAAGUCUUCAGUGAACACACAGGCCUUCAGGGACACAUGAGUGCUUUGAAUACAGAGGACACUUCAGAGUGUAAUCAGUGUGAGAAAGACUUACUUCCACUGGUGGAGAAAACUUCUCCUGAAGAGAAACUGUCUCUGUUGAACGAGGGUGCAGAACCUUCUACUCUGGCUCUAGAUACUUUGCAGAGAACUUCUACUCAAGACAAAUCGUUUGAGGGCAGUGACUCUGGGAAAGCUUUUAUUAAUCAGUCGCAGCUCCAGGGCCAUGUGAAAACUCAAAGUGGAGAAAAUCUCUCUGAAUUGGAGCAGUGUAGGAAAGCUUUUACUGUCUCUGCAAAUGCUGAUGGGUAUGCUCAAAUGCCCACUGAGAAAAAUUUCUAUGAAUGUAAGAAAUGUGGGAAAUUCUUCACACACCCAGCUUAUCUUAAUAUUCAUAUGCAGAACCACCCUGUUGAGAAACCAUAUAAAUGUCAGGAAUGUGGGAAAGCCUUCACGCAGCGCUCCAGCUUAAUUGUACAUCUAAGACAACACACUCGGGAGAAGUCCUACGAGUGCAAGGAAUGUGGGAAAGCCUUCAUUCAGCCGUCACGCCUUACUGAACAUAUGAGGUGUCACACGGGAGAGAAACCUUUUCAGUGUGACCAUUGUGGGAAUGCCUUUGCUUCUUCCUCUUAUCUUACCACACAUUUGAGAACCCACACCGGAGAGAAGCCUUUCGAGUGUAAUGUAUGUGGGAAAGCGUUCACGCGUUCCUCCUACCUUCUCGGUCACAUACGAACUCACACUGGGGAGAAACCCUAUGAAUGUAAAGUAUGUGGAAAAGCCUUCAGUGGACGCUCAUGGCUCACUAUUCACUUACGAAAACAUACCGGGGAGAAGCCCUAUGCAUGUACAUUAUGUGAAAAAGCCUUCACCAGCUUUGCUCAACUUACUGAGCACACAAAAACUCACACUGGCGAGAAGCCCUUUCAGUGUAAGGUAUGUGCAAGAACCUUUAGAAAUUCCUCAUGCCUUAAGACUCACUUUCGAAUUCACACUGGAAUAAAACCUUAUAAAUGUAAUUUCUGCGGGAAGGACUUCACUGCCCGAUCAGGCCUUACCAAGCACGUCCUCAUUCACAAUGGCGAGAAACCCUAUGACUGUAAGGAGUGUGGGAAAGCGUUCAGUACAUCCUCAGCACUUGUUGAGCAUAUAAGAAUUCAUACAGGGGAGAAGCCCUUUGAAUGUUACAAAUGUGGAAAAGCCUUGGCUUAUUCUUCAUCUCUUGUUGCACAUUUGAGAUCUCACACUGGAGAAAAACCUUUUCAGUGUAACCUAUGUGAGAAAGCAUUUUCCCGUUCCUCCUACCUUCGCAUUCAUAUGCGAACUCACACUGGUGAGAAACCCUAUGAAUGUACAGAAUGUGGGAAAACCUUCCCUGAGCGCUCAUGUCUUACUAAGCAUGUUAGGACACAUACUGGGGAGAGGCCAUAUGAAUGUAAGGAGUGUGGAAAAGGCUUCACUAGCUUUGCUCAACUGACAGUACACAUAAAAACUCAUAGUAGUGAGAGGCCCUUCAAAUGUAAACUAUGCACAAAAUCUUUUAGAAAUUCCUCAUCCCUUGAGACCCACUUUCGAAUUCACACUGGAGUAAAACCAUAUAAAUGUACUUACUGUGGGAAAGACUUCACUGCACGCUCAGGCCUUACUAUACAUUUGCGAAAUCACACUGGUGAAAAGUCCUAUGCAUGCCAGGAAUGUGGGAAAGCCUUUACUACUUCCUCAGGCCUUAUUGCACAUGUACGAAGUCACAAGGGUGAGAAGCCCUUUGAAUGUGACCACUGUGGGAAAGCCUUUGCAUCUUCCUCCUAUCUUAAUGUACAUCUGAAGAUUCACACUGGAGAGAAGCCUUUUCAGUGUACAGUGUGUGGAAAGACAUUUACUUGUUCUUCUUACCUUCCCAUUCACAUGCGGACGCAUACUGGGGAGAAGCCCUUUCAGUGUAUGAUAUGUGGGAAAUCAUUUUUGUGGUCCUCUUACCUUCGUGUUCACAUGAGAAUUCACACUGGAGAGAAACCCUACGUGUGUAAGUACUGUGGAAAAGCCUUUACUGAGCACUCGGGCCUUAAUAAACAUUUACGGAAACACACCGGCGAGACACCAUAUGGAGAGACACCCACACCAUUUAGAGAGACACCUGCGCCAUUCGGAGAGACACCUGCACCGUUUGGAGAGACAGCCUCACCUUUUGGAGAGACACCCACACCUUUCGGAGGAGAGACACCUGCACCGUUUGGAGCAACACCGUAUGAGUAUAAGGAAUGUGGGGAAACCUUAACUAGUGGUAACAGAAGUCCUCCUGACAUUAAUGAACGUGAAAACUCUCUGGAGAGAAAUGCUUUGAAUGUAAGGAAUUCAGAAAAUACUUUGGGAAGUCCUUGAUCUUAGCAAUUGCAGUUCAGUCUCAAGAAAUCUUAUAAAUAUAUGCAACAUAAACAUUCAUACGUGGCUUGAAAGAACUCCAAGGAUGCUCCAUGAAUUUAAGGAAUAUGGAGGCAUCAUUGAAAGAACUGACUUCAAAGCUGUGUAGAAUAAGAAACAUGCAAACAUUUUGCAUUUCCUUGAGUCUUAAUAAAUAUGUGAGAAGUUCCAAUAGAGCAAAUGGGUUGAUUUGAAAGAGUUGUAGUUCUGGCAAUAGUUUGAUUUUGCAGUGGAGAAAGACUAGACGAAAGGUAGAGAUGUUGGAAAAUCACUCUCUUUAACUUUGACUAAAUGGUGUUCUAAACUGAACAGAAACUACAUGUACGUGGUAUGGGAUCUGCUUUACUAUCCUAAAGUCUAACAUACAACAGUCAUGGCUUUCUGGAUGGUUCUUUAGAUAAAUUUUAAAUAUUUCAAGUAUUUCAGUAUUUGUGUACUUUUAUGGCUUCAGUUAUAAGUUUCUAAUUUCCACUGUAGUGUUUCUUAAAAUAUAUGUUUAAUGUGAUUGAAAAUUAUCUUUUAUAUUUAGGGUCUGAUGUCUGCAUUAUUAAACAAUGAGAAUGAUAAACCCAGUAUAUUCAUCAUCUCACAUAGUUACGCUUUUAUUUGUUGUGUCAUGGAUACACUUAACUACUGUCUUUAAGUUUCAAGAAUAUACUGUUAGCAUGAACUAAAAUUAACGAGGUUACAGAUAAAUUCUCACGUACUUAGUCAUCUUAUAAAUGAAAGUUCAUACCUUUGUUCAGUCUAAAAUAUACAGUAUAUAUUAUAUAUUUAUAUAUAUUAUAUAUAUAUAAUAUAUAUAUGUAAUACAAGCCUUUUGUAACUGUUAUCCAUUCUCUGAUUUGACUUGUCUUUGGAUUCCACUUGUGAGAUUGUGCAUUCUUUUGUCUUAUUGUAUCUGGUUUAUUUCACUUAGCAUAGUAUCCCAGGGCUGAAGUACAGUGUGGUGAAUGACAGAAUUUCCUCCCAUUUCCGUGGCUAGUUAUUUUAAAACUGCAUUUUAUCCAUUUUUCCCUUCUUUUUUUCUUUUUUGUUUGUUUUUGAGGUGAGGUCUCACUGUGUAACCCAGGCUUGCCUUGAACUCUCAAUGAUGUUCCUGCGUCACUCAGCCUUCCACAUUCUGGGAUCACAGGUGUGUGCCACCAUGCCUAGUUUUGUUCAUUUGUCUCUUGAGGGCUAUUAGGAGUAUUGUUGCAGUGAACAUAAGUUUGUCUUUGAGUUAGUGGACCUUCCCCUCCACCGCCUAGUACCGGGAAUCGAAUUCAGGACCUCCCACUUGCCAGGCAGGCACUGCCACUGAGUUAAAUCCCCAACCCCCCCUUUUUUUAUGUAGGGUCUUAGUAUAUAGUUCAGAACUCGAGCCAGUCCUGCCAAUCCUCCUGCCUCAGCCUCCCAAGUGCUGGGUUGACAGGUGUGUGCCGCUAUACCUGGCUCUCUGAGUUAGUGACAUUAUUUUGGGGGAUAUAAGCUUAGAGGUUGGUUUCAUGUAUUGUAUGGUCAGUCUUACUUCAUUUUAUGAAAAAUAUGCAUACUUUUGUGUAAGGACGUAUUUAUUUUCCUGUCAGCUAUGUACAAGAGUUUCAUUUUCUCUGCCAUCCUCACUGCCACUUCUGAUUUUUUUUAAUCUUAAGAGCCAUCCUGAUGUGUGAGGUGGCAUGAUUGUGGGUUUGAUUUGCAUUUCUCUGAGGACAGCUCAUUUUGAACUUUUUUCAUACACAUAAGCCAUUUAUAGGUCUUUGGAAAAAUACCUGUUCUUUGUCAUUUUAAAAUUUGGGUAUUUGAUUUUUUGCUGUGGAGUCGUAUGAGCUGCUUACAUACUUUAGAUAUCAACACAUUAUCACAUCUAUGGUCUAAAAUUUGUUUUUUCAUUGUUUACAUUGCCAUUCCACUUUCUGGGUUUUUUUCCUGUGCAUUUCCCUGUAAGAUCUUUUGAGUUUGAUGAGCUCUAGUUUAUUUUUGGUUUUGGUGCCCAGCUCUCAAAAUAUUUCUAAGAUGCUUAUCAGGAAGCUUAGGUGAGAUUUAAAAAAUACAGUGAAUGUUGAAGUAUAUAUUAUGGUUUAAAACAAACACAUUAACUCCCAUUAACCCCCUCAAUUUUCCCCUUCAAACACACUUGUCACUUUCUGGGGCAGUUCUGAAGUCCUGUUUUGUGUCUUUAUGAGGUAUGAUAAAAAAAAUAUGGUAAACGCACUGCUCAGUGCCACCUAGGAAAGGCAGGCUUGUAAAUCUCAACCACUUUAUUUACCAGACCUGGCACCAGGUGACUUCUAGCUCCUGAAAAGUCAAAAUGGCCUUGAAAUGUUAAGUUAAUUCAGGGUACAGAGGCAGCCAUGAUAGUGUAACUGAAGAUACAAAAGAGGACUGGCAGAACUGCUUCAGAAAGUGGAAAGGAUGAUGGAUGGGAUCAGUGUGUAUGAAAUAAGGUAUAACGAGGGUAUUCUGAGGUAAAUUUGUUGAGAUAUGUUUUACUAUAAUUUUCAACUUAAGUAAUGGUUUGUUGUUUUUUUUUUUAAUCAUACUGCAUAGAUAGAAACAGCUUUUUACCUUUGGCACAAUGCGUAUUAAUGUGACACAGAGGGCUGGGAUAUCUUUGCCUGUGUAAGGUCGUGGGACCCAGCACUCAAAUAAAAUGUGUUUCACCCAUUUGAA